Messenger RNA from Folsomia candida, 3240 nucleotides. RefSeq lists its product as uncharacterized. Gene Ontology annotation, molecular function: DNA binding. The record is from RefSeq and is a predicted model, not a curated record. Gene Ontology annotation, biological process: DNA recombination; DNA integration. The transcript is spliced from 4 exons. NCBI's taxonomy places the organism in Eukaryota, Metazoa, Arthropoda, Collembola, Entomobryomorpha, Isotomidae. Bases 1 to 3240 code for a protein of 1079 amino acids.
AUGGGGCCGAGCCUUCAUCCCCAAAUAACUGAGCGAUGGAAUGCUAUCGCAAAAUCUGGACUAAGUAAAGAGGAACGCGACAAGCUCCUCGACAAAUAUCCUAUCCCAGAAAGAAUGAUUAUUGCCGGGGCCAAGAUUAACCCCGAAUUAACAUCGGCUAUACCGGAUGUCGUUAAAAUUAAGGAUGACAGCCUUCGCCGUAUUCAGGAUCAUAUUGCCACAGCCUCCGCGGCUAUUGGCAAUGUACUCGGCAGCAUCUUGGACGAUAAGAUGGAAAUCACUCGUCAUGAUCUAAUUUCAAAGAUAAGUGAUGCCGGCAGAUACCUCCUCGGCACCCAGUAUGCCCUUUCCACAUACAGGAGGAAGCAAGUCGCUGCUAACAUUAAGGACCCGACUAUGACCCGAGUCCUAAAUGACUCCGAGGUUUACCCUUUCUUGUUUGGACAACAAGAAGUCUGGUCACCACCGCACGGCUUCUUUAAACUCUUCACGACCGCUCCCGAGCUCGGGGUAUCGAACCACCAGGAAGAGCAAUCGGAGCGGUCCUCGUCGCCAUCAUUAACUCUUCAGGUGAGUUCACAUGCUGGGCGAUUGAAACAAUUCUACCACGAAUGGUUGACACUCCCAAGCGUGGGAAAGAAAGUAUUGUCCAUCAUAAAUGGAUACAAAUUACCUUUUAAGACCAUUCUCAAUCCAACAUUCCUUUCUAAUAAGGAAGUUUCCAUUCAGGAGACGAAUGAUAUUGACACUUCUAUUCGCGAACUAAUCCAAUUAGGCGCAAUAGAGAGAUGCAAUAACGAUCCUAACCAAUUUGUAUCUCCAAUAUUUUUGGUUCCUAAACCAGACGGCUCGAAGAGAUUUAUCAUUAAUUUGAAACAUCUUAAUGAGUACCUACAAUACUCCAAGUUCAAGAUGGAGGAUCUUAGGUCUGCAAUUCGUUUAAUGGAAAACGACUGCUACAUGACCACCAUUGAUCUUAAAAACGCAUAUUAUCUAAUAAGCGUGUCAAGAUCUGAUCGUAAAUUCUUACGAUUUAGUUGGAAAGGCGAAUUAUACCAAUUCAAUUGCCUUUGUUUUGGCUUAAGUUCAGCUCCUACAACUUUUACCAAGAUUUUACGACCAGUCAUGCGUUAUCUCCGCAUUUCUGGCAUAAGGAAUGUCAUCUACUUGGAUAACCCUUUUACGAUUGGAAACAGUUACGAAAACUGCUUGUUAUCCACUUUCACCACAAUCAGGAUUUUAGAAAAGCUAGGAUAUAUCAUUAAUUAUGAUAAAUCCAAGUUGAUCCCGUCAAAAUCUCAAAGAUUUUUGGGAUUUAUUCUCAACUCUUCCAACAUGACUGUUGAAUUGCCGAGGGAAAAAGCCAUGCAUACAAUUCAUCUUUGUAAGAGGCUUCUUGACAAAAAUACUUGCACAGUUCAACAACUAGCAGAAUUUACAGGCACACUUGUUGCCUGUUUCCCUGCAAUAAGAUAUGGUCCUUUGUACACCAAACUAUUUGAGAGUACAAAAUUCCUAACUCUGCUUCAGAUGGGAACUGAUUACAAAUCGCAAGUUAUCUUAAACAAAUACAUCCACGAGGAUGUUAAAUGGUGGUUAACCUCAUUAACCAAUCCAAUCUCUCCAAUCAGAACGGAUGUAAUAAACUAUGAGUAUAUUACUGAUGCGUCAUUAUCUGGUUGGGGAGCACAUUGCAAUGGAGUUGCAAUUAGCGGUUUAUGGGACGGAGAUGACAAGAAGUUGUCCAUAAAUUACCUCGAGCUUAAAGCUGCAUGGUAUGGACUUCGCAGUUUUGGCAAGUCCUGGUCUAAUGGCACUAUCUUGCUAAGAAUAGACAAUACCACCGCAUUGAGUAAUAUAAAUAAAAUGGGUAGUAUUCAGUUUCUCCAUUUUAUGAAGCUCACAAGAUUAAUUUGGAAUUUCUGUGAGUCAAGAAAUCUUUGGCUUGUUGCGUCAUAUAUCCGCUCCAAGGACAAUGACAUCGCAGAUUUCUACUCCAGGGUCACUCAAACUGACACUGAAUGGAGUCUGUCAUCUAAAGCAUUUAAUAAGAUGACCACUAAGUUUGGAUCACCCAGCAUUGAUCUUUUUGCAACUCUUCAGAAUGCAAAAUGUUCAAUUUAUGUUUCCUGGAAACCUGACCCUUUCGCAUCCAAUAUUGAUGCUUUUACUUUAAGUUGGACCGAUUUAAAUUUUUACGCAUUUCCUCCCUUUAGUAUGAUACUACGGGUUUUGCGAAAAAUUAAGACAGACCAAGCCACUGGCUUAGUCGUCGUUACCCAUUGGGAGUGUCAACCUUGGUUUCCACUAUUCAAAUCCAUGCUGAUCUCCCCAUCCUUUGUGCCAUUCACUUUCACUGAUGGAAGGAGUCUUGUCAGGGAAGCGCUCAAGUCACGAGGACUCGACGAUUCUGCUGACACCAUCAUCAACUCACUCUCAAAUUCGACCUGGAAACAAUACGAAUCUUCCCUCAGAUGUUGGUCAAAAUUUACCAAUCAACGACAACUUUCCAUCUUUAUAACUUCUCCAGAAGUUGUGGCUUCCUUUCUAACUGAAAUGCUCAAAUCCGUCGGUUAUAGUUCAAUUAACACGGCGCGCUCAGCCCUAUCCUUAUUAGCUACUAACUCAGAGUUUGAAAACAUUGGGUCUAACCCAGUAGUAAAACGAGUUAUUAAGGGAGUAGCCAAGAUGAAACCACCAAAACCAAGGUACGAUGUAAUCUGGGACGCAACCACCGUGACUGAAUAUCUGAAAACUCUUUGGCCCCAUGACCAACUAUCCAUCUCGGCCUUGACUGAGAAAUGCGUCACCUUGCUUGCCCUGUGUACCGCACAACGUUGUCAAACUUUAUCCAAGAUAAAGAUUUCCGAAGUGAAGGUUGGUCACAAUCAAAUCGACAUUUUUUUGACUGAUCAAGUUAAAACUUCCGGACCAGGAAAAUUUCAACCGCAUUUGAUACUACCUAAAUUUGAAGAUCAUGAAUAUUGGUGUAUUAUGACUUGUGUAAGAGAUUACAUCUCUCGUACUCAAGAGAUACGAACUGGCGAUGAAUUAUUCGUGGGCUUAUCAAAACCACACCGACCUGUUGGAUCUCAAACCAUAGGACGUUGGAUUAAGAACACGCUAUCUAAUAGUGGCGUUGAUGUGACCCUUUUCAAGGCUCACAGUGUCCGUCAUGCUUCAACUUCGAAGGCAUUAAGCAACGGAACCAAUAUUGAGGAAAUUCUCUCCUUAGACUAA